AUGAUAAACGAUUGGAAAGAUCCAUCGAUUGUUGAUGGUAUCCAACAAAUACGUAUUGGUCAAAAUGCAGAGCAUUUCUUUUUCGUCUAUCUACAGAAUAUUUAUGGUUCAGUAAAUGUAACACCGACCCAAAAUUGGCGUUCAUCAUCACGUCUGAUUACCUAUCCAAAAUAUCGAUGCAAUGUUAAUGAUUCAGCUGGUUUUGAUUUUGAAUUACAUGAUACACAGCAAUUGUUCGUUCGCGACUCACGGUCGACAACAAAAUCUUGUUAUUUUGAAGUCAAAGGCACUAGUGGAUCGUUUAAUGAAACACAUAGUCACUUUUGUAUUUCUCAGAACGAGUUAAACAUGUGUCAAUCGAUUGCCGAUGAUCGGAAAAGACGAGAGCGUGAAGCAUAUUUUAUUGUCGUUAUAGAAAAUUAUCUUGAUGCUGAAGAAAUCGUUCUUGGUACUGUAUUUAAUUGGGAUGACAUAUUACAUUCAUCUAUAAUAUGCUGUAUUAUUAUUUUCAUUUAA
Molecule: messenger RNA, 516 nt
Organism: Rotaria sp. Silwood2
Lineage: Eukaryota; Metazoa; Rotifera; Eurotatoria; Philodinida; Philodinidae
Source: the annotation of a GenBank genome assembly